Molecule: messenger RNA, 670 nt
Organism: Aspergillus heteromorphus CBS 117.55
Lineage: Eukaryota; Fungi; Ascomycota; Eurotiomycetes; Eurotiales; Aspergillaceae
Product: nucleotide triphosphate diphosphatase NUDT15
Exons: 3
Coding region: 110-601 (163 amino acids)
Biological process (GO): dGTP catabolic process
Cellular component (GO): cytosol
Molecular function (GO): 8-oxo-7,8-dihydrodeoxyguanosine triphosphate pyrophosphatase activity
Source: RefSeq, a predicted model, not a curated record
AUAAAGACUAAUUCUUGCAUAUCAUUUCUACCAUCUACCGAAUCCACAUAGAUAGUUAGAAUCACCUUUCUUCUCAACACUUUCCGUUCUUGUCAUACCAAAAUACAAGAUGACCAUCAACCCCCGCAUCGGCGUCGGCGUCUUCGUCUUGAACCCCCAGGGGCAGUUCAUCCUCGGCAGAAGACAAGGAAGUCAUGGCUCAGGAACAUGGGCCCUCCCCGGCGGACACCUCGAACUCAACGAAUCCUUUGAAGAGUGCGCGGCGCGCGAAGUCCAAGAAGAAACGGGUCUCGAGGUGAAGGAUAUUCGCUUCCUAACCGCCACCAAUGAUAUCAUGAAAGCGGAAGGCAAGCACUACGUUACUAUUUUCGUGGGCUGUGUUCUGCAGGAUGGGAGUGCGGAGCCGAUGAUAAUGGAGCCUGAGAAAUGCAGCAAGUGGGAAUGGGUGACGUGGGAGCAAACCCGGUCAUUCUUCCAGGAGCAGAGCACCGCGGAGGAGAAUGGAAGUAACGAUUUUGCUGGACGACAACUAUUCAUCCCCAUCUUGAAUCUCUUCAGGCAGAGAGAGACCUUCGACCCUUUGGUGAGUUAUGGAGUUUGAAUGGACUUCAUCUAAUUAGUGGGAAUAUGACCAUAAUGAAGAUGAGUCAUGAAUCAUGAUGAUUAUGAC